GGUGCGGGUCAAGCCAGAGCACAGUUUCAGUUUUGACAGCAGUCACCAGUGCCUCCCUGGAAGCUUCUAGAAGGGCAGGGGCACACACUGGCUGGCAGGCUGUGCCCGAAACUGAAUCACCUGGAGAGAAGGAAGUAGCUAAAACAGCUUAUACAAGAAGUGAACCAUCAUGCCGCAACCUCCUUGGAAGCCACAAGCAAUGAGGCUCUCCUUGUUCGCCCUCUUGGUAACUGUCUUCUCAGGGGUCUCCACACAAAGCCCCAUAUUUGGUCCCCAGGAUGUGAGUAGUAUUGAAGGUAACUCGGUCUCCAUCACGUGCUACUACCCAGACACCUCUGUCAACCGGCACACCCGGAAAUACUGGUGCCGACAAGGAGCCAACGGCUACUGCGCAACCCUCAUCUCUUCAAAUGGCUACCUCUCGAAGGACUAUUCAGGCAGAGCCAGCCUCAUCAACUUCCCGGAGAAUAGCACAUUUGUGAUUAACAUUGCACAUCUCACCCAGGAGGACACUGGGAGCUACAAGUGUGGUCUGGGUACCACUAACCGAGGCCUGUUUUUCGAUGUCAGCCUAGAGGUCAGCCAGGUUCCUGAGUUCCCAAAUGACACCCAUGUCUAUACAAAGGACAUAGGCAGAACUGUGACCAUCGAAUGCCGUUUCAAAGAGGGGAAUGCUCAUAGCAAGAAAUCCCUGUGUAAGAAGAGAGGAGAGUCCUGCGAAGUUGUCAUUGACUCUACUGAGUACGUGGACCCCAGCUAUAAGGACAGAGCAACCCUUUUUAUGAAAGGGACCAGCCGCGAUGUAUUCUAUGUCACCAUUAGCCACCUAAUGCCCAGUGAUGCUGGACUGUAUGUUUGCCAAGCUGGAGAAGGCCCCAGUGCUGAUAAAAAUAAUGCUGACCUCCAGGUGCUAGAGCCUGAGCCAGAGCUGCUUUAUAAAGACCUGAGGUCCUCAGUGACUUUUGAAUGUGACCUGGGCCAUGAAGUGGCAAAUGAUGCCAAAUAUCUGUGUCGGAAGAACAAGGAAACCUGUGAUGUCAUCAUCAACACCCUGGGGAAGAGAGAUCCAGCCUUUGAAGGCAGGAUCCUGCUAACCCCCAGGGAUGGCAAAGGCCGCUUCAGUGUGUUGAUCACAGGCCUGAGGAAGGAGGAUGCAGGGCACUACCAGUGUGGAGCGCACAGUUCUGGUUUGCCUCAGGAAGGCUGGCCCAUCCAGGCUUGGCAACUCUUUGUCAAUGAAGAGUCCACGAUUCCCAAUACUCGCUCUGUUGUGAAGGGUGUCACAGGAGGCUCUGUGGCCAUCGUCUGUCCCUAUAACCCCAAGGAAAGCAGCAGCCUCAAGUACUGGUGUCACUGGGAAGCCGAUGAGAAUGGACGCUGCCCGGUGCUCGUGGGGACCCAGGCCCUGGUGCAAGAAGGAUAUGAAGGCCGACUGGCACUGUUCGAUCAGCCGGGCAGUGGCGCCUACACUGUCAUCCUCAACCAGCUCACCACCCAGGAUUCUGGCUUCUACUGGUGUCUUACCAAUGGUGACUCUCGCUGGAGAAGCACGAUAGAACUGCAGGUUGCUGAAGCUACAAAGAAGCCAGACCUUGAGGUGACACCACAGAACGCAACCGCGGUGAUAGGAGAGACCUUCACAAUCUCCUGCCACUAUCCGUGCAAAUUCUACUCCCAGGAGAAAUACUGGUGCAAGUGGAGCAAUGACGGCUGCCACAUCCUGCCGAGCCACGAUGAAGGUGCCCGCCAGUCCUCUGUGAGCUGUGACCAGAGCAGCCAGAUCGUCUCCAUGACCCUGAACCCGGUCAAAAAGGAAGAUGAAGGCUGGUACUGGUGUGGGGUAAAAGAAGGUCAGGUCUAUGGAGAAACUACAGCCAUCUAUGUAGCAGUUGAAGAGAGGACCAGAGGGUCACCCCACAUCAACCCGACAGACGCAAACGCACGUGCAAAAGUUGCUCCAGAGGAAGAGGUAGUGGAAUCCUCUGUCAGUGAGAAUGAGAACAAAGCCAAUCUGGACCCCAGGCUUUUUGCAGACGAAAGAGAGAUACAGAAUGCGGGAGACCAAGCUCAGGAGAACAGAGCAUCUGGGAAUGCUGGCAGUGCUGGUGGACAAAGCGGGAGCUCCAAAGUCCUAGUCUCCACCCUGGUGCCCCUGGGUCUGGUGCUGGCAGUGGGUGUUGUGGCUGUGUGGGUGGCCAGAGUCCGACAUCGGAAGAAUGUAGACCGCAUGUCAAUCAGCAGCUACAGGACAGACAUUAGCAUGGGAGACUUCAGGAACUCCAGGGAUUUGGGAGGCAAUGACAACAUGGGCGCCUCUCCAGACACACAAGAAACAGUCCUCGAAGGAAAAGAUGAAAUAGAGACUACCACCGAGUGUACCACCGAGUCAGAGGAAUCCAAGAAAGCAAAAAGGUCAUCCAAGGAGGAAGCUGACAUGGCCUACUCAGCAUUCCUGUUUCAGUCCAGCACCAUAGCUGCGCAGGUCCAUGAUGGUCCCCAGGAAGCCUAGGCAGUGCUGACCACCUACCCCUGCCUGUGACAAUCAAUUUGAGAAUCACAUUGAUCCACUCGCAGCCCACCCUCACCCAUCACCUAGGCUCUUCCCUCCUGUUCUCAGAGGUGUGCUGGUUCCUCCCUCAGCCGUGGAAGCCUGGCCUACUUAUGCCUGUUUAGGAGAGAGCAUGAGGAGUUCUUUUUGCUGUUAAAGAGUAAGGUGGAAAUGAGUUGAGCCCAAGAGGUGUCUCUGAGAGAAGAGGGUUCAGAGCAGGGGCUCAUUUCAGGAGGAAAAGCCAUUUGAAGCCUCUUUAUACACAUAUGCUAGGAUGUCAGGAUAACUCCUCUCCUUCAUCUCUCUUUUCUUCUCUUCUUGAUUCAGACAACAGAUCCGAAAACUCACUAGGCUUCCGGUGUCUACUAAAUGCUGAGAGUCAGGCCACAGCCUUUCUAUAAACAUCACUGGAAGAGACACCACCUCCUCCCAGAUUCUGUCUUUUCCCUAAGAUAAGCUAUCAAUCAUUACCAGGGAUUCCCUUUGCCUCUGCACCUCAUAGGCAACAAAAGAAACAUAAGUCCUGCAGUCUAAGGCAUACCCAAGCCAUAAGGGCACCACGAGACUCAGAUGAGAAGAGAUUUUUCUCCAGAGUACUCAGUGAGAUAGACUAGUGUCAAGCCAGAUGGGGCAACUCCUGGCUCUUGGCCUGGGACUUGUCUUCAAGAUCUCUGCUCUUAUUAGAGAAAGAGCUUUAGCAUGAGGAAAAGUAAGAGAAAACAAGUUACAUGGGCAUGGUGGUGUGCUCCUGCAAUCCCAAUAUUAAGAGGUUAAAAAAUAGGACCAGAAGUUUAAAGUAAUCCUUGGCUACCUAGUGAGUGUAAGGCCAGCCUGGAAUACGUUAAGAGUUGGUUUCAAAGAAGCAGGAGGAGAAAGAAGGAGGAGGGGGGGAGGAGGAGGAGGAGGAGGAGGGAGGAGGAGGAAGAGGAGGAGGAGGAGGAGGAGGAGGAGGAGGAGGAAGGGAGGAGGAGGAGGAGGAGGAGGAGGAGGAGGAGGAGGAGGAGGAGGAGGAGGAGGAGGAGGAGGAGGAGGAGGAGGAGAAGAAGAAGAAGAAGAAGAAGAAGAAGAAGAAGAAGAAGAAGAAGAAGAAGAAGAAGAAGAAGAAGAAGAAGGACAAUGGCUCUUUUCUGGUCUCACCUUUUCCCUUCCUGUCACUCAUAUGGACCUCAGAUAAGAGAACAGAUACUCUCGACCCCUUACAUUUGGAGAGUUUUGAGCAGACAGGAAGAAGACGGAGCCUGGGAGCAGCUGUUCUUCCAAUAGUCAAAUUAAGACUGUUCCUCUCUGAGCUCUGUACUUCAACCAGCACCUUUAGGCUGAAGCCAUCAAAUCAGAAAUGUCUGUUAAUAAUUAAAGUCUAUGAUUGCCACCAA
Rattus rattus (black rat) is the source of this 3921-nucleotide messenger RNA. It is a transcript of the gene Pigr, whose product is annotated as polymeric immunoglobulin receptor. The record is from RefSeq and is a predicted model, not a curated record. Gene Ontology annotation, molecular function: transmembrane signaling receptor activity. Gene Ontology annotation, cellular component: plasma membrane. Lineage: Eukaryota; Metazoa; Chordata; Mammalia; Rodentia; Muridae. The transcript has 11 exons. Bases 170 to 2509 code for a protein of 779 amino acids.